AUUUAUCUCACAAGAUUCGACGCACACUCGCUCGCCUGCCUCGAGAGCACCACCAUGAAUCGAGGAAAGAGCUACGACGACAAGGUGUUUUGCAUCGCCGACCUCGAGGCAAACGCGCUCGGGCGCCUGCCGAGGGCCACGGCAGACUACAUCAAUGGCGGCUCGAUGCUCCAUGAGACGCUGCGCGCCAACAACGAGGCCUACGAUCGCUACGUGUUUGUGCCGCGUUACUUUAAAGACGUGCGCAAGGUGGAUACAACGACAGUCUGCCUCGGAAAGAAGGUCGCCUUCCCCGUCGGCAUCUCGCCCUCGGCCAUGCACUCGCUCUGCCACCAGGACGCAGAGGUGGCCACCGCCAGAGCGGCCGCCGAACGGGGCAUCAACAUGAUCCUGUCCACCUACACCAACACACCCGUCGAUGUCGUGGCAGGCGAGCUGGGGGGUAUGGCGCUGGGCCAGCAGCUGAGCAAGGUCCUCGACGAGGGCAUCAACCAGAGCAUCAUCGACAACGCCGAGGCAGCCGGCGCCUCGGCCCUCUUUGUCACCGUCGACUGCCCCUGGCUGGGGCGUAGGCUGGGAGACUACCGCAACUCGUUUGCUCCACCGACAGACAUGCCGUUUCCCAGCUUCCCCACCGAUGUCGACAUACACAACCUGUCGACGGCGGACCAGCGGAUCGCCUACGAUGCCGAUCUGAGCUGGGAAAAGGUGCGUGCGCUCAAGGGCCGGACAAAGAUGCAGAUCUGGCUCAAGGGCAUCCUGUCGCCCAUCGACGCCGCCAUGGCCGUCGAGGCUGGUGUCGACGGCAUCCUCGUGUCCAACCACGGCGGACGGCAGCUCGAUGGCGCCAUCUCCACCCUCGAAGCGCUUCCUGCCAUUGUCGAGGCCGUCGCCGGCAGAGUGCCCGUCCACAUCGACGGAGGCAUCCGCAGGGGGAGCGACAUCUUCAAGGCCCUCGCCCUGGGCGCCCAGCACGUGUGGCUGGGCCGGACGGUGCUGUGGGGACUAGCAUACAAGGGCCAGGCCGGUGUCAAGCUCGUCCUCGACACGCUCUACGACGAGUUUCAGCUCGUCAUGGCCCUCAACGGGUGUGCGACCGUGGCCGAGAUUGGGCCUCACCUCUUGGCCCGGCGCCACCUCGACGGCAGCGUGGUACCUUUGCUUCUGUCUCGCGAAGCUAGAUUGUAGUAAAGCCUUGCUCUUCAAUCAAGCCAUCUAUUCCAAUCAAGCUUCCAAUCAAGCCAUCGAUCUCAAGUACAACUAGGAAAUAGGCCAGGAGGUGCCAUCUUUUUGUGAUGGCGUAACAAAUCAGUAGUAUGACAGUGAAGCCAUCAGUCCAAGUCAAAUGAUCAUUUGCAAAGAAGUCAUCCAUUCCAAUAGACCCAGAG
Acaromyces ingoldii is the source of this 1388-nucleotide messenger RNA. RefSeq names its product FMN-dependent alpha-hydroxy acid dehydrogenase. Bases 55 to 1188 code for a protein of 377 amino acids. The record is from RefSeq and is a predicted model, not a curated record. Lineage: Eukaryota; Fungi; Basidiomycota; Exobasidiomycetes; Exobasidiales; Cryptobasidiaceae. The transcript has a single exon. Gene Ontology annotation, molecular function: FMN binding; oxidoreductase activity.